AUGCGUUCCCUGACAAAAAGUCCCAACGAUGACGGGUCAUCAAACCACCUAUCGACUACAAUCGAGAUAUCCUCGCCUUGGACAGACAUCGCACUCGAAGAGAAGGCAACGACACCAUGUCUCCCUCCUCCAAUAUUCAAGUCAAGACAAAAAAGCCUUCCAUUCACAACCAGGUUUCGAUUCAGUCGAAGCAAUAAAAUAACUUGGCUCGUGUUCCUUGGAACUAUCGGGUUGCUGUAUUUGAAUUGGGGAGUUUGGAGUGACGGAAUUCGACGAACAGAAGCAUCGGAUUCGGUUUUUAAAAUACCAAGCUUUGAGGGAUUACAAUUCAUUAAUGCGAGUCAUCCGCAUCUGAGAGUAUGUUACAACCAGUUCAGUUCUGAGUAUCUACUAAAUAUCCUAGUUUGUAGGGCGCUGGAUGUCGAUUGCCAAUGGUACCCGACAAGAAGGCUCUUUUCCAGGUACAGUAAAAAUACUGACAUUAAAUUCGAUUCGACAGGAACUAACUAUAGUUGUAGGAAUUUAUUUCGACUUUGAAAUUAAAGGUAGCACAACAGUGUUUCUUUCCCUUCAGAAUACCGAACGAUACCAGGAGCUUCCUAAGCCACAGAAGCCUCCGAGAACCCUGGACUUUUUACCAGCAAAUACUCCAUCCGUGGCUGGCCCAAUCUCCUUGCUUGCGAGAGUUGACGGGGACGAGUACACAAUAUUUCCGAAUGCAACAUCAGUCGUGAAAUUGCGCAACGGCGAGCUUGAUCCGCUUGCGCGUCACUACAUCCGAGUAAUUGCACCAAAUAUAAAGGAUAAUCGAACAACACUUUUGCAAGUUAACGGCAUCUAUAUAGAUGGAAAGGGGGAAUUACUUGCGCCUCUGGAAGCCACCACGCUACCCAAGAAAACACGAGCGAAGGACAAGGCAAUGACAGCCCAAACAAGAAGAAAGAUGUUAGAGGUAGUAACCGAUCUACCUGGAAUCACAACGGGAUCAUUGGGACACAAGGAGGCCACCCCAGGCCAUGAAGUUCUACGUGGUGUUAUGGGAUGGGAUUACCUUCUUGGGGAAAUGUUUGAAGCAGACCAUGUGUCUAUAGGUGCCGAUGGUAUGUGCUUGAUACAGAACUGUAUUGGUGGAAGAGGCAGUCCACUUGGAAUUUCCGACCUCUUCUUCCAAAGGUAGGUGAUACGUCCCCAAAGUAUAUUGACGAUGUUGAUAAGUGCAAGUGGACCUUUGGGAUCCGAACAAUAUAACCAGUCUUGGACUUUCGAUAAUUAUAUCCCCGAUGCGAUGGUAGGUUGAAACUUCAAGCCAAUAGAGCCCGCGCUUAUUGCUUGGGUAUAGGUAAUGAACAUAGGAAACUCUGAUUGGGAGUCGUUCCAAACUUAUAGUCAGGAGUACAACAUGUCCAUCUGGGACUUGAGUGUAGCUUUUGAAAACAGCUAUAUUUCUCUCAUCCGGAAAAUUCGGAAGUUUGCCUAUCCUCCAUACUCACCAACAAUUUUGACGGCCGAUUCUUUUCCACAAACGGCCGUCGGCGUCCCCAUAUUCGUUGUGAGACCGUUACGUGGACAACUCGAAGGCGCAACCCAUUCUGUUGUUGAACGACUUCGAAUGGAUGGAGACAAUUCAGUAUUUUGGCUUGAUACUUCUGGUUGGCUGGACACAGAGUUGGAACUAGAGGGCAGUGCCGAAAAUCAGGAUUUCUUCCUUGAUGGUUGUAUUCCCCUCAAAAUCCCCAUAUUAUUUCUUGGGGGCGGAUUCUGAUAAUGAUGCUAGAGGAGACAAAAGGGUGGCGACUGACGCAGCGGGGUAAUCAACGGGUCGCGAUCCUCCUUCAUUUGCAUGUAUGUCGAUUUCUAGCCCAGGACGCAGAGAAAUGCGCCUUUUUGCCGCCAGAAAUCUACCAAGGCAAAGCAGCGGACCCAGAAAUGGUGCGCUUCGAAGAGUAUAUUGAUGGCGAGCGGGAACGUAAACUCAAAGGGCUUUUUUGGGAGGAAUGA
Molecule: messenger RNA, 1998 nt
Organism: Hymenoscyphus albidus
Lineage: Eukaryota; Fungi; Ascomycota; Leotiomycetes; Helotiales; Helotiaceae
Source: the annotation of a GenBank genome assembly